AGCAAUUCGAUAUUUCUGAUGAUGUAACCUUUGUGCCUGGCAUGGCUGCCCGUACUGAUGAUGGCGGAGAGCCCUUGGCUAUCGCCGACGUCAAUGGUGCCAACGAUAAAGAGGUACGGGUUUCGAUUAGCGGUCAACAGACUAGCAUCAAGCAGAGAGUGAAAAGCACAGGAUGGAAGUUUUCUGACCUGUCAGGCGCCGCAUAUAAGUGGAUAGUUCAAACAAGGAGACAGGCUGGCAGCUGCAUGACCGUCGAGGGAAUGCAGUUGCUGGUUUUCGAUGGCAACCAGUUUUGGUACUGCGGCUACGCAAAUUUAACCAUAGACGAGAAUGUUAGCGAAGAGCUACGCCUGCUUGCACUGCUUUCCUGGGCUCUAAGUGCGAUAACUACCUUUGGCAGCAGGCCUGGUAAUGGCUCCAAGGCCAGGGUAUCUACCACAGUACUGGACAUAUUGUCGAAUACACCGCAUCAUGAGCACCAAAAAUGUUCUAACCGGAUUUCUAUUAAGCUGGCUGUGGAGUGAUUCUAACUCGAGUGCAACGGGAACAGGAUGCUUGAGUACUUAUUAGUCUGCUACAUACUUCAAUACCAUUCACAUUCAAAAACAAUGCACAGUCGGAAGGAUGGAACAGUGGCGCAGGUGCCUGCCUGCUGG
This is a messenger RNA of Linderina pennispora, 656 nucleotides long. RefSeq lists its product as uncharacterized. The record is from RefSeq and is a predicted model, not a curated record. Lineage: Eukaryota; Fungi; Kickxellomycota; Kickxellomycetes; Kickxellales; Kickxellaceae. The annotation marks the transcript as partial. The transcript has a single exon.